CAAGGUUCUCACAAACACCUGACACGAAGCCACGCGGAUUUAUUCGUUUAUUCGUUUAUUCGUCUAUUCGUGAAUGCAUGUCCGAAUCAGCUGCCACCAGACAUCGUAAAGAAUUAUGGGGAUGGCUGAGCUACGCAUUCGCCAGUGAGGUGUUUGCUGUUUGCUCUCUGUCUUUGUUCCUCCCCAUCUGCCUGGAACAGUUUGCUCGUGAUAAUGGAUAUCUGCUCCCUGAUCGUGUCGAGAAAUGCUCGCUUGUUGGCCAAGCGGAUGAUGCUAGAUGUGUCGUGAAACUUGGAUGGACAUGGAUGGACACUGCUAGUUUUAGUCUAUACGUUUAUUCUGCAUCUGUAGCUCUUCAGGCCUUGACAGUAAUAUCCCUCGGAAAUUUGGCGGAUAAUCCUACUUAUCGUCGUUCGCUCCUUCUGCUCUUCGCAUUCGCGGGCUCCGCAUCGAGUCUCCUCUUCAUUUUCCUCCCUUCCACGUCUCUGCUUUGGCCUUUGAGUGCACUGCUUGCGAUAAUCGCGAAUGUUUCGUUUGGGACGAGUAUGGUCUCUUUGAAUUCUUACCUGCCCUAUCUUGCUCGUUCCGACCCUGACCUACAAGCCUUGCAGAGCCAGCGUUACAGUCAAGCGGCCAAUCUCGGGUCCGCUGCCGAACAAGUAAAUCGUGAUUACGAUGGAGAUGAGGAAGUUUCUCAAGACAAUCGUGAAAUGCGCCAGGAGCUGGAACCUUUAACGGGCGCACUAAGUAUACACACCCCCACCGGUUUGAGGCAUGACAAGGAGUAUAAUGCUGCACUUUCUCUUACAAUCUCACGUAUAUCAUCCCGAGGGAUUGCCACUGGAUAUGCUGCAGGAAUUGUUUUGCUCUUGAUCCUAUUGAUUCCGAUAAAUCAACUCAACGGCUCAACAUUUUCUCUCGAUUGGCGAUUGCCCUCACUGGCCUUUGGAAUGUCGCCCUCAGAAGGAGAUGAAUUGGACGCCUACAUCCAACCUUCGUUCUCGACUCAGGGCAUUUUUUCUCAAAUCUCGGAGGCUUGGGUUCAGCUUGUACGAACGUUUAGACCCAAGGAAAUCGCUAAAGUUAAAAACACUUUCUGGUUCCUCCUUGCUUGGUUCCUGCUCAGUGAUGGCUUCACAACGAUAACAUCUACCGCCAUUCUCUUUGCUAAAACCACUCUUCACAUGGGGGCAUCUUCUCUCGUCCUUAUAGGGGCUCUUUCACCAGCCGCUGGAAUGAUCGGAGCAGUAGCGUGGCCGAUCGCACAACGUAAAUUGAAGUUAAACAAUAUCCAAACCCUUACCGUGCUUGUCAUCAUCACUCUUCUGAUACCCGCAUAUGGAUGUCUUGGUUUCCUCCCGUACUUUCGAAGCGGGAAGGUAUCGGCUCAGGAAAUUAACAAAGUGGGUGUGCUCAGAUUUGGUGGCCUGACAACACCGGGGGAGAUGUAUGUUUUAGCUACACUCUUUGGAUCCAUAUACGGCGCCUUCCAGGGCUAUGCUCGGGCAGUCUUUUCGGAGAUCAUUCCACCAGGAGAGGAAGCACGAUGGUUUGCACUCUAUUCCAUCACUGACAAGUCAAGCUCCUUUAUUGGCCCAAUGGUGGUCGGCCUGAUAGCGGACACUACGGGAAAUAUACGUUAUGGAUUUUUCUUUCUCCUCAUCAUGAUUGCGAUUCCUAUUCCAAUCCUUAUCAAGAAGAUCGACAUGGCUGCCGGGAGGAUGGAUGCACAAACAUAUGUCCGAGGUCGCGCUGGUUCCAGCGCUCAUGAAUAAUUGUCAGCUUCAACUCCCAUACACAGCCUGGGAAUAUCGCAGUUUGAGGCUCUCGAUGUCGGCCCCCGACUUGGAUGCGUUUCCGGGAUAACUUGUGCUCCGCCUUUAUGGGAUCUCGCCAUCAAGCUAAGGAGGGAGAUUCUGUGGCAUUCUGAUCUGGAGGGCGUUGUGCUUGUCAAGUUGUUUUACGUGAACACUAUUGUGGGACUCCGACGUUGUAUUUAGUGUGUGUGGGUUGGCCUGGGCUGCUCCCUCGAGCGCCAAGGGUAUUUUAUUAAACAAUCGUAA
Cantharellus anzutake is the source of this 2063-nucleotide messenger RNA. RefSeq names its product autophagy-related protein 22-like protein. The record is from RefSeq and is a predicted model, not a curated record. NCBI's taxonomy places the organism in Eukaryota, Fungi, Basidiomycota, Agaricomycetes, Cantharellales, Hydnaceae. The coding region runs from base 78 to 1775 and encodes 565 amino acids. Gene Ontology annotation, biological process: amino acid transmembrane export from vacuole. The transcript has 8 exons.